GAUGUUAGGCACGAAGACAACAGCUCCGUGUUAUGAUUUUGUUAUUGUUGCAGAAUCUUGAGGGUUUCGUGUGAGUGGAGUGUAGUGCAUGAGCAUGGAGGAUUCGGAAAAAACUCCGGAAGGCAACGCAAUGGAUAUUGUGUCGAUGGCAUUUUCAGAUGUUUCGGGAAACGGGGAUUUGAUGGAGGUAGUUACCGCUGUUUCUGACCCCGUAGCGGACGGCCAAGUCACCGUCACCGAAGACGGUGAUCAUAACGUGCAUUGUGUGGAGAGCCAAGUCGAGGAGGAAGUCUUAAAUCAAGGGGAUUUAGAACAGCCCAGACAGAUUGAGAUCCCCCUUCCCCAUAAUGCUAUAAUCACCGUGAAUGAUCAGGGGGAGCAAAUCAUUGAAUUCCCACAAGUUGUGACACAGGAUCCUGAUGAAAAUUGUGUGAUUAUUGAGCAGCAGCCUGAUCAAACCUGCCAAACUUCAACGAGUGAUCUGCAGCCAGUGCCCCAAGAAGGAGGUGAAGGGGUAUUGGCUCAUCAUAUAUCCGAAGGCGGGAAUGGUUUAGAAACCCUAACAUUUCAUGACCAAGGGCAAGAUGUUGUGGACGAACCAUGUGUGGUACCGGUAACCAUAUCGCUUACUGAUGUACAAAAGAUUCAGGAAGCUGUCAGCAGUGCCGUGCCUGACAACAUCAUUUCCAAUGAUGCCAGAACAAAUCAAGUCCCACACGGCCAUGUGGUAACAACAGGCAUAUCGGGUCUCUCCGCCAAUUCAUUGCUCGGUUCAUUCGCGAAUAUUAUUCACACUUCAACAGUGUUGUCGAACUCGAACAAUGUAUCGCAAAGCAGCAGUUCAGCUUUCGCUUCUCCUGCCAGUGCCAGCACAACUACCACAAACAAAACCCCCACUGCUGGUGGAUCCGUGAUGUCAAGCAGUCCAACCCCUUCAGCCCAGUUCAUCCACAAUGGGACAAACCUGCAGCAAAUCAAUCUUAACGAUGCUGUCUUACCCCAGACAAGCCUGAGCCAAUCUGUAUUAAACAAUUUACAACCAGUCAGUGGAAGUCGGUCAGUACUUAAUAAUGCUAACAGCAAUAUCGUCAACCUUACGGCGCAAAGUCAGAAGCCUGAUUCCACUACACUUGGGAAUCGCAGCGUCUUCUCUCCAAUGACCCUGACAAUUCGAACCCCUCCUGGGUCACCUGCAGUUAAUCAAACACUCAUCAAUAGUAUUGUUAACAAUACAGAAGUCCAAGCUCUACUGAAACGUAAUCCCGGGCAGCCCAUCACAAUUGUUAGAGUUCCUGAAGAUCCGUACGAAAAAAGAAAUAGACUCGGGCUGAACGCAAAAAUAAUAACAACAAACAGUAGUACGUUUAAUACACCAACAAACAGACCUGGCCGAGCUCGGAAAGAUGUAACCAUGCUUGGAAACAACUCGGCUGCAAAAACAUUCGCCGGUAAAAAACGCAAAAGGCAACCAGGGACAAAAGUCCCCAAGAAAGAAGUAGAGUAUGUACCCCCACCAGGAUGGAAACCGGUGAAAUCUCGCACCCGUUCGGGUCGCAUAUCCCGUCCCCCUUUGUACCGGACUGAAAAUUUUCGCACCCUUCCGCUUGUUGACAGGCAAGAUAGUCAACCAUCCGAUGAUGAAGAAUUAUCAGAUCUCGAGCCAGCUGAACCAGUGACGACAACGCAGGGUGGGCGCCUGAAGAGCUUCAAAUGUCGGAGUUGUAGUAAAGCUUACAUCGGCCGGGCGGGUCUUGCACGACACCUUAUGGCCGAGCCUCUACAUGGAAGUAUUGAGGAAUAUGAACAGUCGGAGCCGACAACGUCAUCAAAAGCAGAGUCGCCUUCUGUGGAUGGUGUUUCUAAUAAUAAACCUGCUGAUCAGACAAACAGUGAGGAUGCCGAUAAUCGCCUGUUGGAAGACUCCAAAAGCCCUGUCACUGGUCCCCCAUCGCCAGAUAAGCAACCAGAAACAAUAGAGAUUGAUACCACUGAGUCCGCCAAAGAUGAUACGCCAACAAAGCGCAGGAAAGGCCGACCACCAUUCAGGCCUGUAAUGACGGAGACUAUGUUAAACAUCAGAAAGAAGGAAAAACAGAAAGAAAGCUUGAGAAAUACAUUGGGCUUUUUAAGCAAUGAGGACUUAAUGGACGUGUGUCUGCCACGUCUGGCCAGCACCCUUUCCCCGUGGGAGUUUCUCCUCAGUAAGGCAGAGAUGACCAAGGACAACUCGUCAGAGGUGCUCAAGGUUCUACAGCUGUUUGAAGAACUGGUGUCAGAGGUCAGGGAGAUGGCUUUGAAUUGCUUAGAGAAGGCGGACGACAAUGAGCAGGACACGGAAGGAAUAUUCCUGGAUGAGGAUGAUGACUUGGCUCGCGUCCUAGACUUUGAAAAAGGCUGGUAUAAAGUUAGCGAACCCCCACCAGGGGCUACGGACGCACCCUUCAGGUAUAAGCUGUUAGAAGCAGAGGGCAUCGCCAGCACCUUGAAGAGAACAGUUGAGGUCAUCUCCAAGGAUAACGUCAAAGAUUCCGGAGAACCUGAGAUGAAAAAGAUGAGACUUGAGAAGGAUCAGGCCUCUGUUUUCCCACAAAAGCCGGAAGCAUCUCCAGAGGGUGGGACCUCCAUCUUGCAGUCAGUCAGCAAUCAUGCCAAAGAAGAAGGCAAUGCUAGCAGUGAAUCAUCAGUAAAGACAGGAGAACUAAACACGGAGAAGGAAUCAGGACUUGAGUCGGAUCAGCUGGAGACAACCUCGCCUAACUUGAAGACAAAUCAAGAAAGUGACGCAUCUCGGAUCAUAACAGCCGUAAACCCAAGUGCACAGACAUCUGACACCAUAACCCCCAUGGAUCAAGAACAGCCAACCGGGACAGAGCCAUCUACAGUGCAUAACCAGGCCUCAGGCAUCACAGAACCAUCUACACAGGCACAGUCCUCCACCCUGGUGACUCCUCUGGAUUCAGAGCAGCACACUACUAUUGAAGAGAUGGGCGAGAGCUCUGGCGGGAAGCAGUGGGUGGAGGAGGGCGCAGCCAUUCCCUCGGAGAUUGGCGUGGAGUUUGUUCAGAGGGCGGAAGAGCUUUCAGCCCUCGCUGCAUCUGCUACUGAUGACCAGGGUGAAAUGAAGGAUGCGCAUCAUCCUGAGCAGGCCCAUCAAGAAGAGACGUCGGUUGUAGUCCCAGAGGGAAGCACCAUCAUGCAAAUGCAAGACGGAACUUUCCUCGUCCAGCGGCCAGACGGUACAGCCAUGCAGAUUCACACUCCAGAGGGAAUGACCAUCGAGACGGUGCAAGAGUUAUUAUCAAUGGAGGUCGGACAAGGGUAACACCCCCAUUGGAUUUUACAAUGAGACCUAUAUAUUGUUCACAAACACAACCUCCGCAGUUGAAUGAUUUUAAGUAGUGUACCAAGAGUAGAAGGGUUAAGAGUUGAAUUUUAGUGGAUGUACACUUACAUUUUCCGUCAGACAAUGGCCGAUUAGCUGUACAAGCAAAAUAUUUGGGUUUGGUUUAAAGAAAAUAUAAAACUACUCAUGACAAACAUUUAUGAAUGGAUCGUAGAGCUAUGAGGAUGUUCAUAAAUGAAGAGGAAAAAGUAGACAAACCGGGUAGAUUUCCACUUUGUACGCAAUCUUAAGCAUUGGCCUAUGCCAGGUUUGUCUGCUGCCAGGUUUGUCUGCUGCCCUCUAGUGUUGUAAUAGUGACUGUGUGGUUGUACAGGAAAUAUAAUCAAUAUCUGAAAGUUUGUAAGAUGGUAGAUUCUCAAAGGUUGGGUCAUAGAUUGGUUAGUACUUUACCAAAUUUAUUACCAAAGACUUACUUGGUGCUGUUGGUUGUAUAAUUUAUUUUGAGAAAAGAUUCCCUUCAAAGUAAUAAUAUAAUAAUAAUAAUAUCAAAGU
Asterias rubens (European starfish) is the source of this 3895-nucleotide messenger RNA. RefSeq lists its product as uncharacterized. NCBI's taxonomy places the organism in Eukaryota, Metazoa, Echinodermata, Asteroidea, Forcipulatida, Asteriidae. The record is from RefSeq and is a predicted model, not a curated record. The coding region runs from base 89 to 3322 and encodes 1077 amino acids. The transcript is spliced from 8 exons.